Molecule: messenger RNA, 3315 nt
Organism: Perognathus longimembris pacificus (Pacific pocket mouse)
Lineage: Eukaryota; Metazoa; Chordata; Mammalia; Rodentia; Heteromyidae
Gene: Fam107a
Product: family with sequence similarity 107 member A
Exons: 4
Coding region: 540-974 (144 amino acids)
Biological process (GO): actin filament bundle assembly; actin filament polymerization; regulation of actin cytoskeleton organization
Cellular component (GO): stress fiber; synapse; neuron projection
Source: RefSeq, a predicted model, not a curated record
CUGGGUCAAUACUAUAUAGCUCCCCUCCUCCACCACAUACACAAGCAGGGCACCCCAAGAGACAUUUUGUCCUGAGGAAUUCAUCACCACAGCCGGAAGCGUGACUUCCCCUCCACAGGGAAGUUCUGGAAUCCACUGUGGCCUGACCCUGCCAUCAGAAACAGGGGAAAUGCCUCCCCCCCUCCCCCCGCCCCAUGGGCCUGGCUCAGAACAAAGCUUGGCAUGUUCCUCAGCCCUCAUCCAUCUGAGCAAGUAGGUAUUUAUUUGUGCCUCUCAAACGGGUGGCUUGGACAUGGUGUUCCACUGCGUGGCUGAGUCCCAAGCGAAAUAGCCGUUACUAUAGCAACAGUUCCUUUUUAUUGAUACCAGAAUAAACAGGAAUGCAAAGCUGCCUCCCAUCCCCAGGGGCUUAAGGACCGCCCUUUGAAGGCGGACUGCCCCGGGCCAGCCCAGAGCUGCCGGAGUGCCCAGCCCGGCACACGCCACAAGGCAGUGACUUCUCCAGACUUUCCUUCCUGAGGACCCGGCUGAGAACCUCCAUGUAUUCAGAGAUCCAGAGGGAACGAGCUGACAUCGGGGGUCUCAUGGCCCGGCCAGACUAUAGAGAGUGGAACUCGGAGCUCAUCAAGCCCAAGAAGCUGCUGAACCCCGUGAAGGCCUCCCGGAAUCACCAGGAGCUGCACCGAGAGCUACUGAUGAACCACAGAAGGGGUCUCGGCGUGGACAGCAAGCCCGAGCUGCAGCGCGUGCUGGAGCACCGCCGGCGGAACCAGCUGGCCAAGAAGAAGAAGGAGGAACUGGAGGCCAAGCGGCUGCAGUGUCCCUUUGAGCAGGAGCUGCUCAGGCGGCAGCAGAGGCUCAACCAGCUGGAAAAAAAACCCGAAAAGGAAGAGGAGCACGCCCCGGAGUUUAUCAAAGUUCGGGAAAACCUUCGCCGAAUUGCCACGCUGAGCACUGAAGACAGAGCGCUGUAGAGCUGGCUGGCAAGCCGCCCAAGCCUCACCCCGCCUCCAGCCCCCCAGGCCUGGCAGCCCCCCAGCCACCGGCCAUCAGCAGUGCGAUUCUGCCCCCUUAGACAUGUGUGGUCCUCCCCCCAGAAAGUGGGGGAUACCCCUAAGCCCCAAGCAGGUAGGCCCAAGGCAGGGAUUGCUGGGGAGCCCUGAGCUCCCCCUUGGAUUUGAACUUGUGAGUGCAGAUCCCUGCCUCCCGUCCCAAGUGGAGGCCAGGCGGGGGGCCCAGGAGAGCAUUCUCCAUUGCCCAUUUCUGACAGGGCCUGAAGAGGCUGGCAGGGAGCCUCUUUGGCCUUCCCAUCAGGAGCCUGAAGGCCCACGGGCCCUGUGUCUCACAGCAGCCAAACUCCCAAGCCCAUGCUCCUGCUUCUCCUCUCUCCAGCCCUCCCCAGCUAGUCCAGGCAAACACACCUAGACAGAGCUACCGUGUUUCCACUCCUAGGUUAGGACAACACUUGACCAACUUCACUGAGCACAGGAAUGACAGGGAGUUCCCAUCUAGCAAGCUCCAGGUGAGACCCAAGCAGCAGGGCCAAAGUGUCUGGGGUGGUGCAUAGCAAAACAUCAUCCACAGCUGGGGUGCCAGGGACUCACGCCUGUACCCCUAAGCACCCAGGAAGCUGAGAUUUAAGGACUGCAGUUCCAAGCCAGCCUGCACAGAAAAGUCCAUGAACUCUUAUCUCCAAUUUAGCAGCAAAAAGAGCCCCAAGUAGAACUAUGACUCUAGUGGCAGAGUGCUAGCCAUGAGCAAAGAAGCUAAGGGUCAACACACAGGCCCUGAGUUCAAGUCCCAGUAACCUCCCUACAUACACACAACCAUCAUCCACCUCUGUCCUGAAGGUUCCCAACCUGCAGCCCUCAUUCCUUAUUAUCCAGCCCAACCCAGGGGACUCCUGACCCUGCUUGUGUUGCUUCUAUGAUGGUUGUAUGCACCAGAGAUGUAUAUAAUUGCCAAUCUGCAUUUUUACUGGUGUGAUCACACCAUUAUACAAUGCUAGCCAAAAAGAAAAACAAAACCGUUUACCUUCUCUUCAGCCUUUUGAAAAGCAGACAUACAGUGGUGUUGGAUUAUGGGUCUGCAAAUGAAAUGAGUAGUUUGAAGAUGCCACUGCAUGUAUGUAAACCAGCCUCUUCAGAGUCCGAAUUUCUAUACCUGAGCCCUCCCCCCACCCUACCUCUACUGUGGACCAGCUCCACCCAUUCUUCUUCCUCAAAGGAUUUCUUCCUAGGCAACACCCAAAUCUUUUCAUCUUUUGCUGCUAUGCUAUUUUUAAAGAUUCCCAGAACAAAUCAAGCCUGGAUCUUUUCUCCUGAAGAAUGACACAGCCCACCUUAUGCUUUGUAAGACCUUCAAUGAAGGUAGAGAGCAGUGCAGGGAGGGAGGAGGAGGGAGCCCUUCCUUUUACUUCCUUCAACUACCGGAAGAGUUGCCAUUGUCAGGCUAUGAUUCCUGGAAGCACAGGAGAGACCCACAGGAGGACAAAGACUGAACUGGUCUUGUGCCUACCCUUACUGGGUGGCUUCAGGGUGGCUGACACUGUCCUCCUGACAAUGUCCAACAUGGUAGUAUCAAUACAGAUAUGCUGCUUCUGUCUGUGUGUAUGUGUGUGUGCAUGCACGCGCACGCAUAAGAAAGAAAGAGAAAGAGAGAAGCUCUGAGGCCCCUAAUAUGACUGUUUGGAUGAGAAUGUGGUGCAACUGUUUCACAUGUCUGCUGGGUAAUGAUCACACUAAAGAUAUAUACCCCCUAACUAGACCACCAGCUCCCCAAAGGAGUGGCUCUCGGGGAUCUAUGCUCCUCAGACUGGUGAAGACAAACAAGGCAUAGCCACUGGAAGGAGUAUAUCAGAGAACACAAAGAAAUGCUUUAGGUUCUGCCCUGUUGCUCCACAGAAAUGGCAAGUCGUAAUGAAACCCCAGAGGUAGAAGGGACCUCAAGCCCCAUCCAGGGAUGCUGUGACAGACACCAGGGUGUCCUCCUCAGUGACCAUCCCCCACUCCAUCCACUUCUCUAGCCACCUCCCACAAGAGGGACUACAAAUCCCCAGUCUAGCUUCCUUUGCAUCUUGAAGUGACCAUGUGACCAGAUAUUGGCCAAUGAGAUUGAAGCCGAAGUCUACAGGGGCUUCUAGCAGAGCUUACACUUUUCUGAUAAAACAACAUAGUUAAUCCUCUCCCCUUGUCCCUCUCUUCUUGCCUUGAUUGAGGAUAUGAUGCCUACAACCAUAGUAGCCAUUUUGCUACAUAAGGAAAAGGCCAAGAGAAUCCCAGAGAUGUAAACCCUAUCUUUUUUUUUUUUUUUUUG